AAUGUAGGGGGAGAGAGAUAGCGGAGAUGGAUAGAGGUGGGGUCAAUGGAGAGGGAGGGGAGGAGUUGUGAAGGGAGAGUAAUGCAGGACCGCAGUGGUGGGAGGCGGAAAGGUGUAUAAAAUAAAGCCGAGAAGGGAGACGGAGGAAGAGAGAGGCAACAGGUGUGUGGGGGAGAGUGGAGAGACGGAGAGACGAGGAGAGGCUCAGGAAGGGGUGUGUAUAGGGGGGGGGUGAGGGAGCCGAGGAAUUGUAAAUCCUCCACUCCUCCACGGAGACCCAGGGGCCCAGGACGGGUGAGAGAGGGUAGGGCUCUGCGCUCUGCUUCGCAAGACUCCACGGGACCCCCAGAGGGACCCCCUGUAGGGAGCGGGGAUCGCGGCUCUCAGGUGAAGUUGACGCGGGACGAGCGGCGCGAACGAGUUCCCCCAGAGCGGAAUAAGGCGAGGUGUCCGCGACGUGGCCGGACGAACUCCCGGGGCAGCCACUUGCGAGACGCCGCGAGUCUCACCAAGGCGUUGUGACUCCCCGUGCUGCGGGAGAUCCGCGUCCCCUCGGGCUUCCCCGCACGUCGGCGAUGGUCGGCGCCUUGAUGGAGGAGGAGGAGCGGGAGGGCUGCGUGGACCUGCAUAGGUUCCACGAGGUGCCCACGUGGGCGCGCGUGCUCCUCACGCUACUCUACUCCGCGCUGCUCGUCACGGGCGUGGUGGGCAACGCCGUCACGGUGCUCGUGACGGUGCGGCGUCGGCGGCGCGCGGGGCUGCAGAGCCGCGUGAGCUACCACAUGGUGAGCCUGGCCGUGUCGGACCUCCUCGUGCUGGCGGUGGGGGUGCCCGUGGAGCUUGCCACGGUAGUGUGGCGCCCCGCGGGCGCGGGCGAGGCCGCCUGCAAGCUGCACUUCUUCCUGUGGGACGCCUGCACCUACGCCACGCUGCUCAACAUCGCCGCGUUCAGCGCCGAGCGCUACCUGGCGGUGUGCCACCCGUUCCGCGCGCGCGCCAUGACGCGCUCGCGCACCAAGGCGAUGCUGCUCGCUGUAUGGCUGCUCGCCGUCGUGUCGGCGCUGCCGAUGCUCUUCGCCAUGGGACUGGAGGACGCCUACGAGGCGCUGCGGGCGACCGCGCGGAGCCGCGCCCGAGCCUCCGGCUGCUCCGCCGUCUUGGCGCGGCACAACGGCACGGCGCUGGUGUGUACGGGCUUGCGCGCGCGCGAGACGAUGAUGCGCGCCACCGUGUACACUUGCCUCGCCGUCUUCCUCGUCGUGUUGGCCGCCGUCGCCUACAUGUGCCGCAAGAUGGUCGUGCGCAUCGAGGGGCUCGGCGCCGGGGAGGUGUCGGCCAAGUGGGAGAAGGGGGGCGGUGGGGGCGACAGCAGCAGCAGCAAAAAGAAGGAGAAGGAGGAUGAGGGGGAUGAGGAGCAGCGCCAGCAGCUGGGGCGAGAGCAGGAGGAGGAUGAGAAGGAGCAUCGGAAGGAGGAGAGAAAGAGCCGGAGGGUGAUGACGGGCACCAAGAAGGCGCCGAGGAGCAAGCUGGACGCAGCCAAGCGACAGAGCGUCCUCAUGCUGGAGCUCGUGGUGCUGGCGCUGGCCGUGUGCUGGCUGCCCUUCCAGGCGACGCGCAUCAUGAGCGUGGUGCGCUCGCACGGCGAGUGGACCGUGGCCUACUACCGCGCCUUCCAGGUCACGCACCGCAUCACCGACUGCUUCUUCUUCCUCAGCUCCACCGUCAACCCGGCGCUUUACUGCCUAAGCUCCCCCCGGUUCCGCCACGCAUUCUGGCAGUGCCUGUGCUGCCGCUUUAGCAAAGACGCUGAGGAGAAUGGGGCUGGUGGCAGAAUGGCGGGGACAGGAGCGGCAGCAGUGGCGGCGGCGGGGAGAAGGGAGAGGAGAGGAGACAGCAGCCACGGCAUCACGGAGAGCGACUCCUCCACGGACGCCACCGGAGGGGGAGUGUUUGGCCGCGGGCUCAGCAUCUUUACCAAGACGCGCUGGGGCCGCGGGAAGGGGCGGGCGGCGCCGGCCGGGUCCCUUCCCGUGGGGGGCCCCGACCCACCGGGGGCCGGGCCCGCGGAGCACACGGUGCAACUGGUGGGGAGCGUUGCCACGUUGGACGAGAGCUCCGUGUAGCCACGCUCACUGAGUGGCGACGACGCCCUGAGCGGGCCCCUCGCGGUGAAUUGAGGGAGUUGCCGGGAACUUUGGACGACCCCAACGGCGUUUGUUCCAUGGGCCACGUUCUGCUGAACAACCAUCGUCAGUUUAACGGUGCAUACCUGGCCUAUGUUGGUUUGGCGGACAAUAUUGAUCCAUACCUUCCAAUGGUCUGCUCAUUAAUGUUGUUGCUGUUGUUGUGAAGCCCGUUUACCCAGGAAAUCUUCACUGAAUUUCCAGACUCGUUUUCAGGAGAGUGCUGCAGAGUUGUUUCUGCUGCUGUGAUUGCAAAUGAGUAAUUUGCAGGUCAUUAAUUUUCAGAUUGGGAUGUUUUAGCCAAUACCGGUUAACUUUGGGUGUGGGUUUAGCUCUGGGAGGAAAUCCAUGCAGAACAGGAGGAGAACAUACGGACACAUUUCAGACAACACAACAAAACGUUUAAAAAAAGCACUCAAGCCAUUGCGCACAAUUGCAAAAGCCAUCAGAACUUCCUGAGAAACGGCACUAUGGUGCCCUCUUUAGUCACCAGCAAAAUCUAUUUGAGUAAAUGUGACCACCGACUAACCAGCAGAAGCAGUGAUGCUGUGAUAAACAACUGUGGAGCGGUUUCACCCGCAUUAAGACUCAUCAUCAGAGGAGUCACCCAUGUUCACUGCUGCAAAGUCUGCCAAUGGAAACUAUACAUAAGUGUGACCACAAUGCAGUUCUUCAGGAACUGCUGAUGGUUGUUCCAUAAUGUACAAAUGUGGGGUGCUUUGAGUGCGGUUUUUUGUGUGUGUUGUUUGAAGGUCGUGGCUCUCCAGCCUGCACUGUAAUUCUGUUGCGGUGAUAGGAAUCCCACGUCAUUCACAGACGUCGCGUGUGGUGGGGUAAAGUGUGGGUACUCCCAUCUCUUCAAAGACGUCUGGUCGUCGUGGAAGAGGAGACCAAGUACCCUCUAGGUCUCCCUCUAGUGGAGCGCCGGGCUGCGCCUUUGCCUUGUAGCUGAGAGACGAGGGCACGUGAACCACAUGGCGGUGACUUGGGCCACCGGGCCGUUUGUUACGUCCUCGAGCGCCCAUCGGUGAAUUCGUUACUGACAUUCCCCAAGAACCAGUGACCGGUUCUUGGUAAUCAUCUGGCAACCCUGGUUUGGAGUGCCUCGGUGAUCCAGAGAGAGCAAGAGAGUGACGCGAGUGUUGAAGCGCUUGGAAGGACCAUCCUGGCCAGACAGGUCAGUGCCGAAGAGGCCUCUCAGAGGCCUGCAGUGGGCAGUGUCUGAGGGGGCUGGCGUCGGGCCCGCAGCCUCACGGUAGGGGGUUGAUAGAGGGCGAAUGUGGAUGAACCAGAAUAAAAAAUAAUAACAGCGAUGGGAUUUGUAAUGCGUGAGUCUGAGGCGUGGAGCAAAGCUGAGUAUCACUCGAAAGCCAGGCAAGAGAUGGGGUCUUUGAGAAGAAGCUGGGACUUUUAAGAGUAUCUUCAAA
Lethenteron reissneri (Far Eastern brook lamprey) is the source of this 3610-nucleotide messenger RNA. Its product is annotated as G-protein coupled receptor 39-like. Lineage: Eukaryota; Metazoa; Chordata; Hyperoartia; Petromyzontiformes; Petromyzontidae. Gene Ontology annotation, biological process: G protein-coupled receptor signaling pathway. The record is from RefSeq and is a predicted model, not a curated record. Gene Ontology annotation, molecular function: G protein-coupled receptor activity. Gene Ontology annotation, cellular component: membrane.